Molecule: messenger RNA, 1403 nt
Organism: Cydia fagiglandana
Lineage: Eukaryota; Metazoa; Arthropoda; Insecta; Lepidoptera; Tortricidae
Product: aldo-keto reductase AKR2E4-like
Exons: 6
Coding region: 228-1145 (305 amino acids)
Cellular component (GO): cytosol
Molecular function (GO): aldose reductase (NADPH) activity
Source: RefSeq, a predicted model, not a curated record
UUUCCACAACAAAACUUUUCAUUAAUUUCUUCAAGAUUCGAUGGAGAUAAUCUCUCAAGUUACAAGUUAAGUGUAGCAAGAACCCAUUUUUAGUUACAUAAAUUUAUUUUAUAUAUUGCAAGCAAUAAAAACUUAUCUGUAUCACAUUUUUAACCUUGUUAAUGAUAAGGCAGGAUUGCUUGAAUUAAUUAAGUAAUUUGUUUUAAUUGAGCCAGUCAAUUUACACCAUGGUUGUGGAAGUGCCGAAAAUACAAUUAGGAAAUGGACAGACGAUGCCGAUUGUCGGGCUUGGCACUUACGCGCGUAAAGCAGAGCCAGGCCAGUACCGGCAAGCAGUGGAGUGGGCCAUCGAGGCGGGGUACCGGCACAUCGACACUGCCUCCAGCUACCACAACGAGGAGGAGGUUGGCCAGGGAAUAGCAAAUGCCAUCAGCAAGGGACUUGUUACUCGGCAGGAGCUGUUUGUCACUACCAAGUUGUGGAAUGACUGCCACGCGGAAGCUGAUGUCAUCCCGGCACUGGAGAAGUCUUUAGCGAGGCUCAAACUGGACUAUGUGGACCUGUAUCUUGUACACUGGCCCGUCUCUGUUGAUGCUUCUGGAGAGGAUAUGGGUAUCGACUAUCUGGAAACCUGGCGCGGAAUGGAAGAAGCCGCGCGUCGGGGGUUAGCGCGGGGCAUCGGCGUUUCUAACUUCAACGCCGACCAGCUGCAGCGAGUGAUACGGGUUGCGCAGAUCAAGCCCCUUGUGAAUCAGAUAGAGAUAAACCCGACGCUGACUAACCACGAGCUAGUCAACUUCUGCAAAGCCAAUGGCGUAGUCCCAAUAGCGUACACCGCGCUAGGCUUACUAUCGGAGGCUCGGCCGGAGUUUGCAGGCAAAGAUGUUAUAAAAACGGACGCGGCGCUUGGUCGGGUCGCCGAGCAACAUGGGAAGACCAGGGCGCAGGUCGUGCUUAGAAAUCUGAUCCAACGCAGCAUCCCCGUUAUCCCGAAAUCUUUCACGCAGUCCCGCCUAGCCGAAAACCUGGACAUCUUCGACUUUGAGUUGAGCCCCGCCGACAUGGACGUGGUCGACUCUUACAAUAUCAACCAUCGCUGCGUGCCUGCCACGGGAUUCGCUAAGCUAAAGAAUUACCCUUUCUAACUUAUAGUAACUACAGGCGCCAUCAUAUGUAUCGGAGCGGCCAAGGUGCUCACAAAUAUCUGAACACGCCUUUAUUGUCAAGGCGUUAGAGUCGUGUUCAGAUAUUUUUAAGCAUCUUGGUCGCUCCGAUUUAUCAGAUGGCGACUGUACCUUUGAGCAACACCGAGAAGGGAGUCGUCAUUCGCAUUAUUUCCCCUCUACCGAAGCACAUGCCCAACUGGGCAUGCACACAACUAUACUCUGUAUCUUUAGGUAUUU